UGCUAGUGCACGGGUCAUGCGCCGCGUCGCGUGCGUGGCGCCUAAGUCAUCAGCCAAGCCCCAACUCAUCGAUAACAAACCGUCACACCCUCCUCCUUCCAUCUCUUCAGAUAUGCCUGAUUAACAUGCCGCAACGCGCGUAUUGGAACUCCUCUCGACUGGUCAUUACCCUCAGCUUUGUCAGCCAAGCCCUUUUCUUGGUUGGGUUACUGUUCGCCGGCUACUACGUGGUCGGCGCUAGGCCGCCACCUGCAUCAGCACAACAACAUGUCUUGAAGACAGCAAACAUCGCUUCAGAUGGAGUAAGAUUACGUCAUGUUUUCCACCAUGGCGCUGGACAGCCUGGACCAAGGGCACGACGACUGGAUAUAUCCUCGGAAAGGGUUGCCAUCGAAGCUGACUCGGCUGCCCUCUUUGGACCGUUUCCCAUCCGUACGUCUUCGGUAAGGAUCGACAAGUCACCUCUUCAAAACUAUGCCUCGCAGCAACAACCGAUGUCACCCAUAUGGCACCCAGACUAUGUCAUGGGACCGGACGUCAAAGACAAGCAAACAAUCCUGAAUUUCGCCAACAUGUCUGAAGACGCAUACAAACCAAAUCGCGAUGAUCCGGAAUGGCUCGAUGUGGGCAAGAAUUUUGCAGAUUCGAUUCCUUUCGGCUGGGAGGACAGUGGAAUCCGAGGUCACGUCUUCAGCGAUGACACCAACUCAACGGUCGUCCUGUCCGUCAAAGGAACCACUGUAGCCAUGUUCGAAGGCAACGGCACAUCGGGACGUGACAAAGAUAAUGACAACUUGUUCGGCUCGUGCUGCUGUGGUCAACAGGGUCCAUACCUUUGGCGCAAGGUUUGCGAUUGUAUGACCUCGACAUACACCUGUGACGAGCAAUGCGUGAAAGAUGAACUGUUGAGCCCUAAUCGAUACUUCGAAGCAACUCUAGAGCUUUUCGAUGAGGUCAUUCAGCUGUAUCCAAAAGCGAAUAUCAUCACGACCGGUCACAGCCUGGGAGGAGCACUAGCAUCAUUCAUCGGUCUACGGCAUGGCCUCCCGUCCAUUACCUUCGAAACAUACCCACAGGCUUUGGCUGCAGCCCGGCUCGGCCUGGCAGUUCGUGGUCAAGACUCACUACUCCGAGAGAACACUGGGGGCUUCCACUUUGGACAUACUGCCGAUCCCAUCUACAUGGGAACCUGCAAUGGCGGGUCCAGCUUCUGUUCUAUCGCUGGCUACGCGUUCGAGACGGUGUGCCACACAGGCAAGCGAUGCUCAUACGAUGUUGUUAAGGACUGGGGCUGGCGACAGAGCACCCAAUACCAUAGGCUGCGGUACUCCAUCGACGAGGUGUAUGCUAAAUACGACGAGGCCGCUCCAUGCGUGGACGAGGACGUCAAUUGUGUUGACUGCUAUCUUUGGAAGUUCGAGAAUGGCACGAAGCAGCACACGACUACUACGACCUCUUCAUCAACAUCCACCUCCACAUCUGUGACACGCACCGAGACGUGCAAGACCCCAGGAUGGUGGGGAUGCCGCGAUGCAACUACAAGCACCACGAUUAUCACAACAUCACCAACAACAGCUAUCACCACAUCUACCUCAACCAGCACUUGCGAAACUCCCGGCUGGUUCGGCUGCAAGGACAAGACCACCAGCGACACCACUACUAGCGAAGCAACUACCACAACUACAUGCACUACCCCUGGUUGGUUCGGCAGGUGUCUAGAUCCGACGCCCACCACGACCACCGCAGAAACCGCACACGCAUAUUGGCGAACGUCGCCGACGGCAACGCAGACGGAAAGGGCAGGAGCAGCGUAUCUGUACCGGCACACUGAACCCACGGCGACUCAGACCUCUCCAUAGAUUUUCCCUUAGCGUCAUAGAAGAACAUGCAUAUCCUGUACUCC
Messenger RNA from Paraphaeosphaeria sporulosa, 1903 nucleotides. Its product is annotated as alpha/beta-hydrolase. The transcript is spliced from 2 exons. Gene Ontology annotation, biological process: multivesicular body membrane disassembly; neutral lipid catabolic process; macroautophagy. NCBI's taxonomy places the organism in Eukaryota, Fungi, Ascomycota, Dothideomycetes, Pleosporales, Didymosphaeriaceae. The coding region runs from base 126 to 1859 and encodes 577 amino acids. The record is from RefSeq and is a predicted model, not a curated record. Gene Ontology annotation, molecular function: glycerophospholipase activity.